Molecule: messenger RNA, 1114 nt
Organism: Paramecium tetraurelia
Lineage: Eukaryota; Ciliophora; Oligohymenophorea; Peniculida; Parameciidae
Exons: 5
Cellular component (GO): membrane
Molecular function (GO): carbohydrate binding
Source: RefSeq, a predicted model, not a curated record
AUGAUAUAAUUAUUUAUCAUUCUAGCACUUGCUUUUUCUAAGCCACUAAAUCCCAAAAAAGUCAUAUAUGCUAUUAAUUGUGGUGCACCAUCAAAUUAUAAAAGUCCUUCAGGAAUCCAAUAUGAAAAAGAUAUACAAACAGAUCCUGAAACAGUGGUGGCAGAUUACAGUUUGAAUUCUGAGGUGUCAAGUCAGCAAAUCAAAUAUACAAGAGAGCCUGAAAUCUAUUUAACAGAAAGACAUGCAUACAAAUCAUUCUCAUAUCAGAUUCCAUUGUAAAAAGAGGGCACAUACACGUUGAUUCUUAAAUUUGCAGAAAUGUACUUUGAUACCAAAGGAAAGAGAGUUUUCCAUAUUAAAUUUGGACAAUAAAGAGUCAUUGAAAAACUUGAUGUUGUGGCUAAGGUUGGAAAGUUUGCUUCGAAUGAUGAAUAUAUAGAAUUUGAAUAUGUGGCUGGCCAAGUGUUCCAUAACAAUGUUUUGUGUGUAGAUGCAGUUUAGGAUGGUAAAUUAUAAGUGAAUCUUGAAAAAACAAAGUUUGAUAACCCAUAUAUUCAUGGUAUAGUUUUGUAUGCAGGUGGAAUCACUGAAACGGAUUAUGAAGAAUAUCAAUACAUGAAGGAGAAUUGGGAGAAGGUUAUCAAUGAAGAGAAGAUUAAGGAAGAACUUGAGAGAUAGAAGAAAUCUGAAGCCAAGGUUAAAAGAAAGGAGAGAGUCAAAAUUAGAAAUGAUCACUUAAAUGAAUUAGAAAAUGAAUUUGAAGUUGAUGAUUAAACAUAGAAUUCUUCUGCUCCAGUUGUUAAAAGAGGAGGAUUAAGAAACUUAAUUACAAGUUAUGUUGGUACAGCAGGGUUGUACUUUUCUUUUUUUAUUGGAAUGUCAAUUCUUAAAAAGGUGACUUCGACCAUUUCAAAUGCUAAAAUUAAAGGAAUUGAAAAGGAUAUUACUGAAACAAAACCUAAGCAAGAGAAAUAACCAAAAGAAAAGAGUGAUGAAAAAAAGAAUAAACCAAAGGAUACGAAAGAGAAAUCUAAAGCAAAAUAAUAAUGAUGAGUUAUAUUUGUUCAAAUAUAUUAUGUUAUUGCACACCCUAUGUUAAUACGCAUUUUAAAAA